GGGGGCAGGUAAGAGGUGGUGAGUUGGGCAGAGGGGGGAUGUGGGGUUGUGAAUAUUAGGGACCUGCUGCUUCCUCUUUGUGCGAGGGAUGGGUACCUCAUUAACUUCUUGGUUCUUUGCUCUUCACUGUUGCAGGAAAGUGAAUCUGAUGGCUAACUGCUUUAAAGUGGGGGUUAUAGCUCUGUAGAGUGAUUAGGUCAUUGAGGUGAUUCUGGGUAAGAUGAGAUCUAGGUAUUUUUAAUUGGGAAAGUAGGGAGGGAGAAGGAAGGUAGAAUAGUUGAUGGAACCUUGCUACGAUUCAAUAAUAUUUUUGUUUGGAAAAGUCCUUUGUGGCUGAGGACAGAGUGGCAUGUUAAGUCACAUGAUGCAGCACCACAGGAGACCUCUUACUGUAGUAUUUUUGUUAAAGGAGACUUCAACUGAGAAAUUCCCUUCAGGUCUUAAUUACCUAUGCUCCUUUGCUGUGUCUUGAGGGUGCUUGUGGUUUCCCUUCUGGUUACAGCUGGGAUCUGACACAGGUAGCUGUGAGACAUCAGCCAACAUACUGCCUUGACUGCAGGGUGGGGAGAGAAUCCAGGGAGCACUUGCAGGCAGUAUUUAGAGUUGCAUGCUUAAGGUGUAGUAUUACAACCAUCCUUGCUUUCCCAAUCUGUGCUGCUUUCUUCUAGGAACUAAUGGCUAUCUGGUCUUCAAGACAAAAGCUGAUCUAGCUGAGAGCUGUCAUCAGUACUAACCUAUGAAAGGCCUUCUUGCUAGACCAUCUCCUGGUGUGACUGCACCACCAGAUGAGCCCCUGGCCAGCUUGAUCCCUUACCAGGAAGGUUGUAGGAACAUGCGUCUGGGGCCAGUUGAACCGAAUCAAAUUUAAGAUGAUUACAAAUUGCACCAUGAGAUUAGGGUUAUGUAUCUAUUCAGGCAAGCAGAUUUCUUUUGUUGGUAGCCAAAACUAUUUGUUGCACUCUCUUGUACUCUGUAAAGAAGCUAGUACAUGAUUGAGAACACUUGAUCUCCUGAAGGAUGAGUGGUGAAGAACUUCAGUACUACAGGUUCCAGCACUGGGACAACUGCACUGAGCUAUGAUGCAAGCACACGACUUGUUUAGGCAUAUGAGGAUUCCUGAACUUGUGGAUGUCAGGCAGUAUGUGCGCACCCUUCCGACAAAUACCCUGGUGGGUUUUGGUGCUUUUGCAGCCCUCACGACCUACUGGUAUGCAACAAGACCAAAAGCACUAAAGCCACCGUGUGACUUAGCAAUGCAGUCUGUGAAGGUAGAGGGUGAAGAGGAUGCUCGAAGGUCCUCUCUCCUUAACAGUGAUGAACUGAUAACUUGCUACUAUGAUGAUGUGAGAACAGUCUAUGAUAUCUUCCAAAGGGGGCUACAUGUAUCCAAUAAUGGUCCAUGUCUAGGUGUUAGAAAACCAAACCAGCCAUAUGAGUGGAUCUCCUAUAAGGAGGUUUCGGACAGAGCAGAGUAUGUGGGCUCUGCAUUACUUCACCGAGGCUUCAAACCAUCUCACAGCCAGUACGUAGGCAUCUUUGCACAAAACAGACCUGAGUGGGUUAUCAUUGAACAGAGUUGCUAUACAUACUCCAUGGUGGUGGUGCCACUCUACGAUACACUGGGAACUGAAGCAAUUACUUACAUUGUUAACAAAGCUGACUUAUCGCUGGUUUUCUGCGACACACCUGAAAAGGCUAAACUUCUGCUAACUGCUGUAGAAAAGGGGGAAACUCCAAUCCUCAGCACCAUCGUGAUCAUGGAGCCUUUUGGCACAGAUCUUUUGGAACGUGGCAAGAAGUGUGGGGUAGAAGUCUUCAGCAUGAAGGAAAUAGAGGAACUGGGAAAAGCACACAGACAAAAACCUAUACUUCCAAAGCCUGAAGACCUAGCAGUCAUCUGUUUCACCAGUGGAACAACAGGAAACCCCAAGGGAGCUAUGAUCACUCAUAAAAACAUAGUCAGCAAUUCUUCAGCUUUUCUGAAAACUACAGAGAAAACAUUUAUACCUACCCCUGAAGAUGUUCUGAUAUCAUUCCUGCCCUUGGCUCAUAUGUUCGAGAGAAUCGUUGAGUGUGUAGUUCUGUGCCAUGGAGCUCGGAUAGGAUUCUUUCAAGGGGAUAUCAGGCUACUUAUGGAUGACCUAAAAACACUACAGCCAACUGUAUUUCCAGUAGUACCACGACUGUUGAACAGAAUGUUUGACAAGAUUUUUGGACAGGCGGAUACAUCACUGAAGAAGUGGAUGCUGGAUUUUGCUUCCAAGAGGAAAGAAGCAGAACUCAGAAGUGGUAUAAUUAGAAACAACAGUUUCUGGGAUAAAGUUAUCUUCCGAAAAAUACAGGCAAGUUUGGGAGGAAAAGUACGACUAAUGGUCACAGGAGCAGCACCUGUAUCUGCAAGUGUACUGACCUUCCUGAGAACAGCUCUUGGCUGUCAGUUUUAUGAAGGAUAUGGACAGACUGAAUGCACAGCUGGAUGCUCACUGUCAAUGCCUGGUGACUGGACAGCAGGUCACGUUGGAGCACCAAUGGCAUGUAACAUCAUAAAGCUUGUUGACGUACAAGAGAUGAAUUACUUGGCUGCCAAAGGAGAAGGUGAGGUGUGUGUAAAAGGGCCAAAUGUAUUCCUUGGCUAUUUGAAAGAUCCUGAAAAAACAGCAGAAGCUCUGGACAAAGAUGGCUGGCUUCAUACAGGAGAUAUUGGGAAAUGGCUACCAAACGGUACGUUGAAGAUCAUUGACCGGAAAAAACACAUAUUUAAACUAGCCCAGGGAGAGUACAUAGCACCAGAGAAGAUAGAAAAUGUGUAUCUGAGAAGUGAAGCACUUGCUCAAGUGUUUGUCCAUGGAGAGAGCUUGCAGGCCUUCUUACUAGCUGUUGUGGUACCUGAUCCCGAAACCUUGUGCAAAUGGGCCAAGAAAAAAGGAUUUGAAGGCACAUAUGAGAAGCUAUGUAAAAACAAGGAUGUCAAAAAGCACAUCCUAGAAGACAUGGUGAGAGUUGGUAAAGAAUCUGGUUUGAAGUCAUUUGAACAGGUUAAAGACAUUAUUGUGCACACAGAAAUGUUUUCUAUUGAAAAUGGCCUGCUGACACCAACACUGAAAGCAAAGAGACCAGAACUACGGAAAUAUUUCCAGUCGCAGAUAGAUGAACUCUAUGCUAAUACCAAAAUGUAACAGUGGAUUGAGUAAAGUGGCACACAUCUGAUGUCUACUGUUGGUCUUCAUAUCUGUAAUUUGACUACAGCAAAUAUAGGGAAGGAAACUGUGCAAUCAUAAACUUGUACAAAAAUGGGAUGGGUACUUGCCAUAGGAACAUUGAAGAAAUGGAACACUGCCUUACUGUCAAGUUGUGUUGCAUACUGUUUUUAUGGUGACCUACAAUUUCCAAAAAGAGCCUUAACUAUAAAUGGUAACUAUAUAUAAGUUAUUUAAAACUUCAUUGGCCAAAAAUGGGACUCUCCUUAACCAAGGAGCUAAGAUUUUCUUCUUGCCAGCAUGUUUGCUGUCUGCAGUGUAUCUUGCAGUUGUCAGUUCAAAAAAAGGAUUUGGCAGGUUUGGAAAUGCCUCUAAGUAUCUUGCCACCUCAGGAGAGUUACUUAGUCUGGGGGGAAGGGAGAGAAAACCCAUCAACACAAAACCUUACAGUUAUAUAGCUGAUAUUGCAUCUUUAAUUAGUCCUAAUAUUAACUGGGGUGAGGCAAGGGUUUCUUCCCUUCUGUAUCUACAGCCAGUUCUGAGGCUUACUUUUGUAAGGUAGAAGUCAGGACUCUGUACAAAAGAGACUGAUUAAUACAGGUUCAGGCUAAACUUGCAUUUGGUGACUCUGCACUGGAAGUGUAGAAGCAGUUAAUUCAGCAAGUGUAGCCUUCGCUGCAUUAACACAAUUCCAGAGUAGUGCCUGCCCAUUUAGUGGGCAGAUUCUAACUCUGGCAAGAACACUAGAAACAAAAAUGAUCUAAGAGGCUGGGCUAUGCUGACUGUCAGGUAAGUAUCGCACCUGUACUAGUCACUCGUUUUCCCCAUGAUGAAUGUGGAUUUAAAAUGUGUUUUUUAAAAAGUGCCAGGUCCUCUAAGCAGAACAGCUUCUGACGUAACCUCCAUUUUCUGUGCUGUGUGUAUGAGCCACUGAGUAUUCUUCAUGGAAUAGCAGAAUAGGUCAGGUAGAAUGUUUUUUUUGCCUGAUGCUUUGCAGUAAUUGGAAGUAUUCAGAUGUGCCAACAAACAGUGUUGGCACUGGAUGGGUAUUUGUUCAGGGAUAAGAAACAAAUUCCCAGAUAAACUACAGAACUAUUUACCUUUUGUCUCAGAAAUCAGCAGAAAUAAGCCUUAUGACAACAUAAGUCUUUUGCUAUCCUUAACAGAGUUGGUUUUGCAUUAGAACUCAUUACUGUUUUUUGAAAACAUGGAUAUAUGUAAGAUACAAGCACAACAAGGUUUGCACUAAGAUUUGUGUGAUUGUAAUGCACUACUCUGUAGCAUAAUUUCAUACGUGUGUGCAAUUAAGGUACACAAAUCCAAGUCAACUGUUAGAGCAGUAGUUUGUUACAUUGGAAUUCAAAUGUUUGCUUAGUGUUGGCUAUUUCUAUGUUUUAUAAAACCAAAACAAUUUUCAAAACCAAUGAAGGAAACCAAAAUAAAUAUUUCUGCAUUUCAA
Messenger RNA from Gallus gallus (chicken), 4656 nucleotides. RefSeq names its product acyl-CoA synthetase long-chain family member 1 (gene ACSL1). Gene Ontology annotation, biological process: very long-chain fatty acid metabolic process; long-chain fatty-acyl-CoA biosynthetic process; long-chain fatty acid metabolic process. The record is from RefSeq and is a predicted model, not a curated record. Gene Ontology annotation, molecular function: arachidonate-CoA ligase activity. Gene Ontology annotation, cellular component: endoplasmic reticulum; membrane. The coding region runs from base 1077 to 3176 and encodes 699 amino acids. NCBI's taxonomy places the organism in Eukaryota, Metazoa, Chordata, Aves, Galliformes, Phasianidae. The transcript has 21 exons.